This is a messenger RNA of Mytilus trossulus (common blue mussel), 7149 nucleotides long. RefSeq names its product PDZ domain-containing protein 8-like. Gene Ontology annotation, cellular component: mitochondria-associated endoplasmic reticulum membrane contact site. Gene Ontology annotation, molecular function: lipid binding; protein binding. The record is from RefSeq and is a predicted model, not a curated record. The transcript has 21 exons. Gene Ontology annotation, biological process: mitochondrial calcium ion homeostasis. NCBI's taxonomy places the organism in Eukaryota, Metazoa, Mollusca, Bivalvia, Mytilida, Mytilidae. The coding region runs from base 307 to 3879 and encodes 1190 amino acids.
CUUCAUUCACACGAAUCAGGAGCAGAAAAAUCGAAAUAUUAUUUAUUUUUCUGACAACAUGAUGUGGAAUAGUAACACGAAAUGAAUCUUAAUAUGUUGUAGAUACACUUCUUAAAACUCUAUCUAUGUAUAUAAGACAAACAAAUACACCAAAGCACAAAAAGGUAACACCAAAAACGGCGGAGGUAGUUGCAGACAGAAAAAUGAUGAAAAUAAACAAUAACAUUGACAAUUUUCUCUACUUGUCAUACAUGAACAAAUAACUCAUAAAGUAUCAAUAAUAAUGGUGAGCUGAAGAAGAGUGGAAUGUUGGUGGCAUUGUGCCUUGCUUCUUUCAUUAUUGGUGUUGUGGUUACUAUUCUAAUCCAGACAUUUGUCAUCAGAAGACGACUUCUUGCCAUUCCUGUAGAACCAAUUUCCCACAAACCACAGUUCUGUCAAUAUAAACUGCCAAAGGAACUGCUAGCAGUAAUACGUGACCAGGACCAGCAAGGACGUAAAGAAUCAUGUAUAGCAUUAAAUUUGGUCAUUCAGUUUUUAUUCAAAGAGCUACGAGAUACAAAUCGUGUUCGAAGAUGGGUAACAAAGAAAAUGAACAUAGAAUUCAAUGAUAUGCUUCAGAGUACAACAGGAAAAUUAAUAGAAAAGAUAACAUUAAGAGAUUUCAAUUUAGGACCAACAUUUCCAGUUAUAAAUUGUGUAGCUGUAGACACUGUCAAACUCUCAGAGGAUGAAUCGCUAGAGGAAUUGGACAUUAUGGCAGAUCUGGAUUAUACUGGGGGAUUUCAACUGGCCAUAGAAAUAGACUUAGUUUUCAAAAAGUGGGCAUAUUUAUCUGUGACUGUUACAAAAUUGAAGGGCAUUGGACGGUUACAGUUUACACGUAAUCCUUAUACGCACUGGUCUUUUACAUUUUAUGAGGAUCCAGUUGUAGAAUUUGAGGUGGAAUCCAAAUUUGGAGGCCGUCCUGUUCCUCAAGUGACCUCUCUGAUCAUUAGUCAGAUAAAGAGAAUUCUUAGAAAAAAACAUACACUGCCUCAUUACAAGAUGAGAUAUAAGCCAUUUUUCAUCCCUCCUGAUGAAUCCUAUAAUCCAAAAGACAUUUCUUUAAAAGGAAAUCUAAUAGGUGAAGGUCAGCUGGAGGUCAAGGUCAUAAACUGUUCCAGUUUGUUAGUAGAGCAUGCUGAGAGAUAUCUAUUUUGUACACUGAGUGUUGACAAACUAAGAUGGAUUGAGUAUGAAGAGCUAAGGAAGAAAGUAUGGGUAGUUUAUGAAGUGAAGAUAAUAAAAGGACCAGCACAAUCGAUAGGACUAACUUUUAAAGAUGAUUUUAUGUUGGAGAAGUAUGAAGAUGUGGUUGUCGUUGACAAUGUUACUCCUAAUUCUCCUGCUUCAGCCACUGAUAUUAGGAAGGGUGAUGUACUAGUAAGUGUAGGCAUGACAAGGAUAACAUCAGUAAAACAAGCAGGAAAAAUACUCAGAAAUGUCAAUGAUAGUGUUAUGCUUAGGUUGGAGAGAGCUAAAACUGGGUCUUCUGAAGAUUAUAUUAAGGUUCAAGAUUCAGAAAGUAGUAAAAUAAAGGAUCCCGCAGUCAAAGAUGAUUAUAUAAACAUUGUCAUUAAACCAUGUGACUCAGAUGAUAAACAAAGAGAAACAGGAAAUUCUUUAUCAUCCAAUCAAAUCACCAGAGACAGAAGAUCUUUAUCCACUCCAAGUAGUCCCCAUAGAAAAGUUUUGUCAUUGGUCACCACCGGGAAAGAGUACUUAAGAAGGAGGGUAAAAAGUCACACUGUAUCAGAGGGUUCUGUCUCCAUGACAACAACUAGCCAAUCAGAGUUGAGUAUUCCUAAAUCACCAACAGGUCACAGAAUCUCAAAAUCAAUGGAUUCCAGAGAGUUGACCAGAAGCAUAAAUGGACAGGAUCUAGAAGAUGACCAGCCCUCAGAACUUCCAAUUGUUACUCAAUCUGGAGAUUUCAUUAAAAAUCGUACAAACAGUGAUCCAGGCUUUGUUUUGCUCAAUAGUGAUGAAUCAGCAUCAGAAGAUGAAGAGGAAGAUCAGGAUCCAACUUCUAAGGAACAGGAAGUCAAAUCAUUACCACCAGAUGGCGUUAGUAUCAAAUCAGAGGAUUUUGAAAAGCAAUCUCUUGCUGACAUGAAAAAAACUAAAGAGGUCAAGGCGCAACAGAAUCCCGACUGGAAUGAAGACUUUGUGUUUUAUACGAGCCCAGAGGAUAAAUAUCUCAAUGUUUGUGUCUGGUGUAGGGUACCACCAAAACUUGAUAAACAUGAGAAAGUUAUCAAACCUGGAAGAGAAACCUUGAUAGGGCAUAUCAGUUUGCCAUUAGCAGAUAUAUCAUUAGAUUGUUUAUUGACAAUUCAGAGAGAUUCACAAAGAUGUGUUAAUUUAGUACCACCAGAAAAUAUAGCUGGGGUUAGUCGAACAAAGUUCCAGGAGUAUAUGAGCCAUCAAGGAUUUGAUCACAGAAUGUGUCAUGGUGAUAUCACCCUGGGGUUUAAGUAUGGAUCAAGUCAAUCAGUUGAUACAGAGAGGAGAGUUCCUGAAGUCAAGGUCAUCUCAGACAAGGAGAGUUCUGAAGAGUUUGUUUCCUUACCUGAUUCAUUAUUGUUGGGACAAAAAAACAGAUUAGAGAUUGGUAAACAUGACUUUACAGCUACCCAGUUUACUUCAGCUACUUACUGCCAUUUCUGUGGGAAAAAGAUAUGGUUGAAAGAUGCAUUCCUAUGUUGUAUGUGUUCAAUGAUUUGUCAUAAGAAAUGUGUAGUCAGAUGUCAGACGCAGACACUCUGUACAAAGGAUGGUGCUAUGAUGAGAUCUAAUCCUAAAGACAAAUGGAAAGCUCCUAUACCAGAAUCUAGAAAAAGACAAGGCCAUAAAUCUGGACCUGUUGGAAUUCUUAGUAAAUUCAGGAAAGACCCUAAUGUAGAAAAUAAAACAGAAAUCACACAGCCUGCACCUUCACCCCAGCCUUCACCUAAACCAUCCCCUCAACCAAGUCCAAAGUUUAUCCGCAGAAGGAACUCUGCCCCAGGCACAGAUGAUGUCAAAUGUGGGAGUUUCCUUGAUAUCACAAACAUUCCACAGACACGUUCCUCAACAUCAAUCCAGACAUUGCUUAAUACUGGUGUCCUGCCUAGAAGGUUAUCAGAAGAAUUGUUUGGGAGUAAGUACAGAGGUGAUUCCUCAGAAGAUUCAGAUUCAGAAUCCAGUUUGUUACAGUUGAGUAAGCAAAGGGCUAAAGGUCAAAACCUUGAUGAGAUGGUUGUGACAGCUGCAAAAGAAAUGGGAAAAGAAUUGUAUGCUGAGCUCUCAUUGGAGGAGAGAAAGGAAAAACUUGAUGCCAUGGUUUCCAAACUCCAGAAAGAAAUAGAUAUUGAAUCGGAAAAUAAAACAGAAAUGAUUAAGGAAGAGAUGGAGUCUGUAGAUUCAAGUCAGAAAGAGGCUUUACAGCAAAAGAUAUCUAAAUCUGAUGAGAAAGUUGAAGCUUUGAUGAUGAUGAUGCUGCACUAUUGUGCUGGUCUACAAUACUGUUUGGAGGAGGAAGAAGAAGAAAGACGAAAAGGGAAAGAAAAAGAUAAGAUUGCAAUGUUAGAACAAACAAUAGAGGUACAGAAGCUGACGGAACAAAUUCACAAAGAGGCUGAACAAAGCAUAUCCAGAAACAAAAUGGUUGAUAGUAUCGAAAGUUCUAGUAGUGACUCAACUUCUGAUAAUAUACGAUCUGAUAUGAUGUUGAGUUCUCUUGAAGAAAAAAGUUGUGAAAUAAAUACUGCUGUAAAAGAUGGAUCAACAAAGGAAUUGAACAAUGGUUGUAUACCUGAAGAGGAUAACCUUGAAGUAGAAUCCACAAUUUAUUAAAGCCUUUUUAUUUAUUGUUAAUUUAAUACUUGUUGUAGUCCUCUAUGUUUCAGUAAUUAUUGUUGAAUGAUGAAGUUUAAUUUUGAAUUUUUUUAAAUGCAUUUUUUAUUGUAUGAUUAUAUGCUUCAUAUGUUGUAUAGUAAGUUAUGGAAUGAAGAAUAUGAAGUGGAUUCAUAAUUAUUUGUUGGAUACUAAUUUUUGUGGAUUUUGUGGAGCUAAAUCUUCAACAAAUGACACAUUUUCUGUGAUUUAUUUUUAUAUCUAUGAAAAUGCAAGAUUUCCUAAAUCCACAAAAAUUGUUACUCACGAAAAUACAUGAAUCCACAUUUUAUGGAUAAAUUAUUAUUUAUUUAAUGUAUAUAUAUGGUUUAAGUUUGAGUUUUUGUUUAGGCUAGACUCUUUAAUUAAUUUAUUUUUGUAUAAUCCUAUUCUGUGAAUUAUAAUAUGAAUUAUGAUAUUUUAUUAUUGGCAAAGAUACAAGUAGAAAAAACAUGCAUACAUAAUUUAUGUUUGAUACUUGUGGUGCACCCAAAACCUAACAGCAUAAGAUGUAACAAAAAGUCAACUUGAUAUUAUUUCAUACAGUUGGAUGAUAUUUUAUAACCUGGAAAAUUUUCUCUCGUUUUUUUGUGAAAAAGUACUUUUUAGGAUGAAAAUGACUGAUCCCAUUCAUUGCAAUUUCAAUAAUUAUUAAACAACCUAUAAAUUGAUAUUAGACUUUUAAAUAAUAAGUAUAAUUGUGAAGAAUAUGUAAAAUAAAAAUAUCCAAGUUUGCGGUAUAACUAACUAUAAUACAAAUAAAUGGUAAAAAUGCAUAUAUUUUUUUUUUAAAUGGCCAAAAUUUAGUAAAUAUCAUGUUUUGUGUCUAAAAAAAUCAAAUUAAAAAAGUAUGGGUUUAAAUACAGAUUUUGAAUAGAUUAUAAUGAAAACCUUAUUUUGUGUGUUAGAAAAAUAUUUAAAGAAUGAAAUCAAAUGUUAAAACUAUAAGAUAUCUCUUUCUUCCACUGGAAACUAAAUGUGCAUUUGAUGUGCACUUUAAAAAAAAAUUAUAAGCCAAAUUAGGUUUCCAACAAGAUUUGUGCCAUUCACUGACCAUGGAACAGGGUCAGGUUAAAGUGUUAAUCUAAGUUAGUUAACCUUGAAGUCAUGGUCACAUCAAUUUGAAACUCUGUACUUAUUGAUUUUUUGAACUUUUUCAAAAUUUGCCAAAUUAGGAUCUUGACCUAGAUUUUAUGGUAGAUUCAACAGGGACAUUGAAAGUAGGUUAUAUGAGAAAAUUGUGCCUCAGAAAGAUGUUUAUUUAUUUUCAUUCCAGAUUGAUAGGACUUUAUUUUUGGACAAAAUGGACAUUUAUCAUAAAAACAAUGUUACUCAUGAGUUUUAGGAUUUGAGAGUAAAAGCUCUCUUUCCGAUUUUUCCCAAUCAUGUUACAAUGUUCUUGUGGUGAUUUUAUUUUAUAUCAGUCUGAGAUAUAAGUUAGGACCUAAUAUGGUACUAUGAAUACAGAACAUUUAAGAAUAAUGUGGUGUGUCUGUAUUUAUCCUGAACAAGCUGUUAUUGUGUCCUUUUACAGAAAGCUAUAAAUGUUCAUAUAUGCAGACUGCAAUUUUAGUAGAAUAUGAAAGAAAUAUUUGCAGGGAAAAUUCAAAGGGGAGAUAAUCUACAAAAAAUUUAGGGCAAAAACUUACAUCAUAAAGUACUUAGAAACUAUGUAAAAUUACCUCAGAUAUUUUUAAUACUUACAUAUAAUAUAUUUGUUGUCAAUCAUUCCUUUUUACUACAUUUCAUAUACCAAUUUCAUUCAUACACAAUAUAAUAAGACAUUCCAUUAUGAAAUAUGUAAUUCUAGCACGCUUAUCAUGUUGAUUUAAUUAAUGACUCAUAGCCAGUUAUUUCUAAAUACUUAUGAUAAUUUAUAUAACUACACACCACUCUUGAAGUCACCUUCAUUGCAUUUACCUUGUCCAAAAAAUCUUUACAUCAAUUUUUUCUCAUGUACUCUUGAACAGAAUGAUAUUAUAUUUUCUCUAAUUUUUCGUCAAUUUAUCCCUUUCUGCACGCAUUGUAUAAAAAAAAUUAAUCAACGUGUGGUUCGUUUGAUCUCAGUUAAAAUCGAUUUAUGACGUCACAUUUUCUUGCUUUUCUCUGAAAUUCCUAUUUUGACGGCAUGAAAAAAGGCCACCAUGCCUGAUGACUUCACAUAGAUAGAAUACAUCUUUUUGUAGAUCAUUCGAAAAGAAGGAAUAAGUUUGCCGGCAUAAUGUUGAAAAAUCAUUAGAGAAACAGAUUCCACCACCAAAUCUUCUGUAAUACAAUAUUUAUCCACUCUCAACAGUUAAAUUUUAAAUAUUUAAAACGCUAGGGCAAGCCUUACUUUUUUAAAUUUGAAAAUUUAACUGUCUCGAGUGGAUAAAUAUCUUAAUACACUCCAUGCAGUGGUAGAAUCUAUAUGUUAUUAACAUCUUGACAGUGACAAUUUGUAAAGUGUAAUACUACAGAUUUGAAUGGCAUCUUAUUUGGUCAAGAGUCAGUGGCAGAUCCAGAGGGGUUUUCUGGGGGUUGAGUGACAGUAAUCCCUUCCACCUUCCCUGUCUUUUUUUUGGGAGAUAAAUAAAUUUGAACGGGGACACAUGGUUGGAAAACCCCCCUCUUUAUUCUAGGUUUGGAAACCCCCUUUUUUUAAAUGGCUGGAUCUACUCCUGAGAGCUGAAUAGUAAUGAAUUUUAAUGUACAUGUGCUUUUCAGAUCUGUCUGAUACAUAUUUCUUGUUUUCCAAUACAUUUAAAUUGCAGCACUUAGAGAGUAUAUGCUGAGAUUGCUCAGACUGUCUCAUUUUCAGAUCUUAUCUUUAAUAUUUAUAUGACAUGUAUAUUCUUGAUGUACUUGUCUGAAACAACCCUGAAUUUUGUUGAUGAGGUGUUAGUAUAUGUCCAAUUUAAUAAUAUCUAACCAACAAGGAUUGUUCUCUCACAUAUAUAUUUGUUGUCAACUGAUAAAACUUUUGUGUAUGGACAUUUUGUAGAAUGGUUGAAAUUUACAAAAAUAUGUUGUAUGAAGGUUAUGAAAAUUUUGUUGUUACAUGUAUAUAAUUUUUGAUAUGCAUAAUGUCUAAAAAUAAAUACUCAUACACAUUCAUACGUAGGAACAAAGAGUUCAAAUGUCCAAGUUUUUAAUUAAAACCUUUAAAGGCAUGAGUAUAAUAAAUUAUUCAAUUCACAUCCUUCAGACGUUCACAAGACAUGAAUAAGAGGAUAGUAAUGCUCUUUAAAG